AUGGCAAGAAAACACUUUUUUCUGUUAGCUGUAACAAGCCUGUUGAUUUGCUCAGCAGUGGCAGAUUGGAACAUUCUUCAUCAAAGGAAGAAAAACAAUGUUGUUUCUGGUUCUGGUUUGAAGAAAUACUGUGAGAGUUGGAGGAUUAAUGUUGAGUUGAACAACAUAAGAGGAUUUGAGGUUGUCCCUCAAGAAUGCAUAGGUUACAUAGGAAAAUAUAUGAGUUCAAGUCAGUACAAGGCAGAUUGUGAGAGGGCAAUUGAAGAAUGUGAAGUGUAUUUGAGUAGUUGCUGUGAUUCUGUGAAAGGUGGUGAAGGGAAAGAUGCUUGGAUCUUUGAUGUUGAUGACACAUUGUUGUCCACUGUGCCAUACUUCAAGAGUCAUGGAUUUGGGGGGAAGAAACUGAAUCUUACAUCAUUGGAAGGCUGGAUGGAGAAUUGCAAAGCACCAGCUCUUGAUCCUACACUCAGAUUGUUCCACAAGAUUAAAGGGAGAGGCUUUAAGAUUUUCUUGAUUUCAACUAGAAGAGAAUCCUUAAGAGAUGCUACUGUAGACAACCUUAUCAAGGUUGGAUAUCAUGGGUGGUCUGGUCUUAUAUUAAGGGACCUGAGUGAUGAAAACAGAAGAGUACAACACUACAAAGCAGAAGCUAGACAAAAGUUGGUUAAGGAGGGGCACAAUAUCUGGGGAAUCGUUGGUGAUCAAUGGAGCAGUUUUGAUGGAAAUCCAAAGGCCAAAAGAACAUUCAAGCUUCCAAAUUCUUUGUACUAUGUUUCUUAA
Messenger RNA from Fraxinus pennsylvanica, 780 nucleotides. NCBI's taxonomy places the organism in Eukaryota, Viridiplantae, Streptophyta, Magnoliopsida, Lamiales, Oleaceae. The record is from the annotation of a GenBank genome assembly.